GAAUGUGCUUUUCUACAGUAACGACGACCAAUAUAUACGAGCGUAUUUUAUAUCGAAAGUAGUUUCUUUUCGGAUAAAACUUUCAUCUCCGAUCUACACACAGUUCAGCGUGAACAAAAUAUCGUUGUGGUAAAGAAGUUGUGUGUGUUGUGUUUAUUCUUUUUCUGUGUUCACUUUCUCUACGUACGUAACGUACAGCCCUACUUUAGAGGUUUAAUUUCCGGAACGAACGCGAUACACAUAAGGUUCGUUUUUUGUGAUCUCUUUUCUUUCGAUUACAUUUUGGCAUGGUUGGUCUGCUGGCGCCUGGCGCCAUGGCGAGAUGCUGUGUGUGUGUGAGUGUGUGUUUUUGCUCUUACUCAUAAGUAUACGGCAGCAUGGCCCAGGUCUUGUCUGUGUACUUGGAUGUGUGUGUGUGUGUUUCAGUGUUGUAACGUGAAGUAUAAAAAUUGCUCUGCAAGAUUAUUUGCAAGAAACGAAUAUGUUAGUAAGAAAGUGUACAACAAAACUUGUUUGCGGUAGAAUGGUGUCAGAAACACAUCUCGACAUGGAAUGGCCCACUUUUCAGGCACGCAGCUCGUCGGGAAAGAAACGAAGGGGAACCCUGAAAAACCACUUUGAAUCAGGAGCAGCUCGUACAGCAAACUUCGCUAGUGUUACUCAAUUAUACAAUGAUCAAUGAUCAUACUAUGCAGAGCAAAUCUAAAUUAUCUAACGCAAUACUUAGUAAUGAACGGACAUAUUAGCGUCAAGGGAAAUACAAAACUUACACUACGUGCAUGGACAAAUGUUGAGAAAUCAAAAAAAAAAAAAUAUUCGUUAUGUAAUUUUUAUCUAAAAUAUAUUUUUUCGUAUACUUUUUUCAUCAGUGUUAAAGAACGUUCUUCUUUAUUAAAUUAGAAACAAGAGCUAAGUGUAUAUGUGCGCGUAUGUGCUGUUCGGUGUAAGGUUUCAUCGUGUAUUGUUGCUGACAGAAAAGAGUAUCUCGAGAAAAGGACGUAAAUAACAACAAACAUAUGUUGGUCUAGUUGGCCACAAUUAUCGUUUUAAAAAUUUGGAAAACUGUCCUCAAUAACACGAAACCCCCGUCUAAGUUGAGUAAAAAAAGAAACCGAACUACUUACUUCACCACUUUGAAUCCAGUGUUCAAAGAAUCUGGGCAACGGAAAAGGAAAUUUAUUUCGGAAAAGGAAACGGAUAACGAUCGGGGAAAAAUAACGAUAUUUAACAAAUCCGUCUAUUUUUUGAUCGCGUGGUUCAAGAGAAAGGCGUACACAGAGCAGUAACCAUAAAUUGUUGUUCACUUUAUUCACAAACUUGAGAAGAAAUAUUAAAAGUGGCUUUGAGCAGACAUCCUUGUUGGCAACAGUCGGCAAUAGCCUCAAAUUUGUAUGUUUUUUUUACCAAGUGCUCGGAGUCGGAGCUUUAAGAAGGAGAUCAACACGAUAAAUCAACCCAAGUGCAGCUAUUAUUGAACAACGCCUUCAGCCAAGUAGAAGGUCAGCAAGACGAACACCGAACAGACAAAAGUGGUGUAUGGCUGCGUGCUACAGAUUACUUGGAACGGAAUGUACCCGUCAUCGUUAAGUGUUCGGAAAGCCUUCAAUCACAUUCCUUCAUCCGUGAAGCCUUAUUGGAUGACUAGUUUCCUCUAUUCCUAGAAGGAAUCUCCACCGGCAGAACGACAAGCGUUUAGUUAUUUGGGGCAUUAUGAGCUAAGUCAGUUGGAUGGAUCUUUCCCUAAACAUCGGUUCCAUGGCAUUGUGUGUAAAAAAUCGCAUCUAAGUAAUUCACUAUCGAGUCUUCAUGCCGCGCGAGAGAAUUGCAGCUUGCAGAACGUAAUUUGUUACAAACGAUUAUCCUACACGGGCAAAAUUGUUUGCUUCAAAAUGACUAUAGAGACUGCGCUGCAAAGCAAGCCAAAAACGAUUAGUAAAGCCAACGAAAGCGGAACUGUCCAACAAAAUGUACUUUGGUCAUAUCAGGCAGAUACAACCAAGUUUCAAAUGCGUGAGCCUAUUUCAAUGUUCACCUACGAAUCGGAUAGUGGAAACUCGGGAUAUCAGUCGAUCUAUCAACAUCCAAUGGAUCGCAUUAGUACAACAUCAGCUUCGAAAAGUGAAAUUGUACGCGGAAACAAACACCAACGGCUGCUGAGAGAACCCCUUCGAGAUGAUACAGUAGACAUAGGCUCCGAUUGCAGUACUGAUAGUGACAGAAGCAUUUGUCCCAACAUCGAUUUACUCUUAUGGCGCCCUCGAUGGCAUCGUAAUGUACAUUACCAGCAACAUCACUUACAUCCCCGAGCUACUCAUUGGAGUCGCAUUGUCCAGUUUCAAUUAGUGCUAGUGUUAUCGAUAGUUUUAGUAUUAAGCGGUAUUAAUUCCGUGGUUAACUGUGAUGAAAAUGUAACGAUCGGUGUAAGUGAUAGCAUCGUUGAUGGGAAAGUAACCGGAAGGUUACUAUCAGAUAUUUUGGCCAACAUUAGCAGCAGUAGUGAUGAAGAAACUGAUAUGUUAAAUGUGAAUAAAAUCGAUGAAAUUCUUGAUGGAGGACGUCAUUUCACACAUCACUGGGCUGUGCACAUACCCAACGGAGAUCAGCAAGGUCUAGCAGACCGAGUCGCGGCUGAACACGGUUUCAUCAACCGUGGCGAGAUUUUCCACGAACACUACCACUUUGAGCACAGUCGACUGCACAAACGCUCACUGAAUCCUUCUAAACCACACCAACAACGGUUAGAAUCGGACCGGAGAGUUCGUUGGGCGAAACAACAAAGAGCUAAAUCCCGCCAGAAGCGCGACUUCCGAUCGCUCACGAAAUCGUAUCAGCUGCCCAUCCAACUAAAUGAUCCGAAAUGGCCUGAAAUGUGGUACUUGAACCGCGGUAAUGGGCUAGAUAUGAAUGUGAUUCCUGCUUGGAAAGAAGGUGUAACGGGGAAAGGUGUCGUGGUAACGAUUCUGGACGAUGGGCUGGAAUCGGAUCAUCCGGAUUUGGAGCAUAACUAUGAUCCUUACGCCUCCUAUGAUGUAAAUAGUUCAGACAACGAUCCGAUGCCACACUACGAUCUAACCGACUCAAACCGUCAUGGAACACGGUGUGCUGGUGAAGUAGCGGCCACGGCAAACAAUUCAAAGUGUGCGGUUGGAAUUGCGUACGGAGCGAAAGUCGGUGGAGUGCGAAUGUUGGAUGGAGACGUGACCGAUAUUGUAGAAGCACGCUCAUUGGGUCACAACUCACAGCAUAUAGACAUCUACAGUGCUUCUUGGGGCCCGGAUGAUGACGGAAAAACAGUGGACGGGCCGGGCGAGCUGGCAACUCGCGCUUUUAUCGAAGGUGUUCGAAACGGACGUGGGGGCAAGGGCUCAAUAUUUAUAUGGGCCUCCGGAAACGGUGGUCGUGAGCAUGACAACUGUAACUGUGAUGGCUACACCAACUCCAUCUGGACGCUUUCGAUAUCAUCCACUUCAGAGGAGGGUCAGGUGCCUUGGUUCUCAGAAAUGUGUAGCUCAACGCUAGCAACGACGUACAGUAGCGGGAACACGAACGAAAAGCAAGUGAUCACAACGGAUCUUCAUCAUACUUGCACUUCUUUCCACACGGGCACCUCUGCAUCGGCACCCCUGGCAGCUGGCAUUGCGGCACUAGUUUUAGAAGCCAACCGUAAUCUAACAUGGCGUGACCUCCAACAUAUCGUCGUUCGCACGGCGAAACCAGCUAACCUAAUCGAUCCGAAUUGGUCUGUAAACGGUGUCGGUCGAAGAGUGUCUCAUUCGUUCGGUUACGGUCUAAUGGAUGCAGCGGCAAUGGUCCGUUUGGCACGCACCUGGAAAACUGUCCCGGAGCAGCAGGUCUGUGAAAUUAACGCUCGACAUCUAGACAAGCAAAUACCUCCUCGAACCAAAGUGACUAUGCAGUUGAUUGUGGAGCACUGCAUGGGCGUGAACUAUCUGGAGCACGUACAGGCAAAAAUUACCCUCACUUCGCAAAGACGUGGAGAUAUCAAAAUCUUCCUGACAUCACCAUCUGGAACACGGGUCACGCUACUUACGCCUAGAUCCCAUGAUUUGUCACGGUCCGGGUUUAAUCAAUGGCCGUUCAUGUCGGUGCAUACGUGGGGUGAAGCACCCCACGGUACCUGGCAGCUGGAGAUCCACAACGAAGGUCGUUUGUUAGGAUACUCUGUUAUAAGAGGCUGGUCGCUGGUGCUUUACGGUACGAAUAUUCCUCCGGAUCCAAACGAUCCACCGAAUGUCUCGAGACCACAUUCAACACCAUCGCAGGCACUUCUACCAAUUCUUCCUGCCACUGGCUUCAAAAGCUAUACGGUCGGUGGAGGAUCAAAGAAUUACUAUUCUUCAGCGUCGUCGUCGUCCACAUCUUCCUCCGUAUCUUCGUCAGGAAUAGUAGGAGUAUCGGCUGUAUCGUCGUCGUCGUCGUCGAUUGCUUUAAAACCAAACCGCAAACAGCAACAGCUACAAUAUCAGACUCAGUAUCAACAAACGGGUUCAUCGGUGUCUGUUCAAUACGGAAUAACACCGGCCUAUAGUCAAGGGACUAGUACUAGCAGUAUCAGUAACAGCAACAUCAACAAUGGUAAUAACAAUCGUGGCAACAAAGGAAAGAACAACAAAAAUAAGGCAAAUAAGAACUCUGCAAAAACCACAACCGUACGGCCUUCAUUAACGCUAGUCAACCAACAGCCGGCGGUUAACAUGUACUUCAACAACUAUGGUGCCGGAAAUACAAACACUGGUGGCCGAAAAAAUCCCUCCUCAAAACAAAAGCCAGUGUCACCACUGCAAGCUAUGAAUUACGGUAAAGGCGACAAAUACCAAGUGAUGACCUCGAAUAUAAAGGAUAAGCAAAUCGCUAUCAAGGCUCCGAAACAAGUCAAACAAAAUGGAUUUCAACCCCCCUCAAAGUUUUCUUCUUCCAACCAAUCCUCGGCAUCAUUAGCCUCCUCAAAUACUGGAUUUACAGGAUCGGUUCGGAAGACCACAACCACAGCCGCAACAACGACUGCAGGUGGCAGCGGCACAUCAACAACUUUGGCGUCUUCUUUCUCGAUCGCACAGCAAAGCGCAACGAUGGAUGGUGGGAGUGUAUCACCUUCAAGUAGUAUGGGCGCUGGAAGGGGGGCAUUAACGGUUUCGUUCAGUGGUACCACCGUUACCGCAAGCCCAAUAAACAAUGACCGCUAUCCGGCCGCAUCCUCCAUCAAUGCUCGCAUACCGAAGGUCUUUCAGCAGUACGACAAAAUACAGCAAUUUUAUCCCGAACUACAGCCCUACUCUUCUAUUCGGGAUGAACACGAUCUACACUCACCUCCGUUGUCUGAGGGGCAAUCAGGUCAAGUUUCACCACUUCCAUCUCCGGUGGAGAAGCUUAAUCUCACGACGGGUUCUAGCUCUAGCCCAACUAAAAAUAACUUCCAAUUCCAAACGACUGGCAAAGGAGCGAUGAUUUCUAGCUCGAAAUUAUCGGUACCACCUGGAAUUAUGCUCGCUUCAGGUGGCACUACGCUCGAUUCUGGUAGUGCCUCUACAAUUGGCAAACCAUCACGUGCCAAGAUCUUUUUCCCCGAUUCGGACAUCAUUGAUGCGAUACCUCGUAAAAUUUCAUCCAGUUUACAGCCGAUUGCACCUUCUUACGUAUCUUCACCAUACUACAGUCGCACGCAAAGCUCCUUUAUUUCGUCUUCCAAUGACCAGAAGCACGGAAAGGCUCAAAUCACACAAUGGGAUCUUAUUUUCUACGGCACGGAAACGCCUGCUCAAUCAAAUGAUCCGGUUCGAUUUGGUAAACCCGGUUAUGAUAGUAAUAUCGGAGGUGAACUGGAACAUAAUGCCCUAGAAUUUGACAGCGGCGUGACGAGCGACCAAUGGCGAGAUAUGCAACAGAUUGGCGAGGGACACAGUGAGGUACAGAGGACCUCAUCUAACGACGUGACGGCGAUAUCCUGCGCACGAUUUGAUGCCACCAGCUGUAUAGAAUGCAAACCAAUCGCGUACUAUUAUAAAGGCCGUUGCUAUAUUCAAUGUCCUCCAGGAACAUAUCCCUCGGUAUCGCUAACUCCGGAAACUAAUGGCACGUCCAAUCAAGAUGACCUCGAUGAAAUAGCAACAAACGUUCAACAACCACUGCCACCGUCAUACCUUCGUCGACGCCUUAAACAACAUGCGGUGGUCGAUGCAUCGAUGAACAGCCCUCCGUCUAAAACAACCCAUCUACCAAACUCCAGUAUUAAUCUGCCCCAAUGCCUGCAGUGCCAUACGACCUGCCUCAAGUGUACCGGUGCGAAAGCGACCGACUGCACCGAAUGUCAAGCUGCCUUUCGCUUUCAACCGAUUGCAUCCGGUGGUGAAAGUUGCAUUUGUGUGUCCAUCAACGACAAGCGACCGCAGCAGUUGGGAUUCUUUAAUAAUGGUUCUUCUGCUCAACUGAAAACAUCCGGGCUCGCUUCACCUUCCGUCGCAAUGGAUUCGGAUUUGGUGCACCACAACUACCUUCCAUCCAUUUUCUUUCUUAGUGGAGUGCUUGUAUUCGCAUUUGGUGCAAUUUACGUACUUUGGUUGCAUUGCUUCCAGGGAACGCCCGGCAUUGGAGAUCUCACCGGCGUUAGUACGAUGGUAGGUGACAAUGGUGAUGGAGGAGGUGGUGCUGGAUUGACCAGCAUUCGGUAUGAUCGGGUCCAUACCAACGAACAGGAAGAGGACGAACUGUUCGAGGAGGAUGAAAGCGCUAGUAGUGGCGAUGAUGACGGCGUAUUGUGGCCCGUUUCCGCCACACAAAUUAUUGCUAAAAUCGAUCGGUCAACGGUCGAAACAUAAAAUUCUAAUGCAUAUUACGAACCUAGCACAACACAUUAAAGAAAACCAAAAAAACUUAAACGAGAUCAGUACAGUAAGGAGCUUAGGUAGUGAAGCUCUUUUCUGUACUUUGUAAACUGACAAUAAAUCGUGCACAUAAGGCUCAUAUUUUCAUCAUAAUGUUUUAAUGUUCAUAAUGUAAACUAAGGAGUUAGGAUGAAUUAAAAUGAAUCCAUAGCACACCCAGUACUCGAAACGUUUAGUAAAAGUUUAUUUAACAUUUUUUUAUGAGUUUACUAUUACAAUAGUUGUGCCACUGUUACAAAUGUACUUCUGUUUUAUAUCGUUGUAAAAGUAUUCUAAGGAGACAUUAAGUAUACAAUUAAUAACCCCGAUUUCUGUAUCGCAAUCAAAAAUAUGCAAAAACAAAAAGACUCCAUAUCCAGUCGCGAUUAACAACGUUUUCGUUCCUAUUCCACAAAAUGUUGAUUGCACAGAACAUGCUACUACGGGUAAAUGCAAGUCAAGAAAUUGCACGCCAAAAUUUUGGAAGAUGUAGUGUCACAAAGGAAAAAAGAAGAAAGGUUUCAGAGUCAAAAAUAUUUAAUAAAUCCGCUUUAAUGUUUUAUUAGUGUACUGUUUUCGACGUAAUAAUGUCAGUAUCUCAUGGUUUUGUGUAAAAAUCAACUCGAGCACGCGUUUAGAUUGUAAAUAAAUCUGUUGAUGCAUACGGCUGGCCCUGGAAAACCGCUGAUUGUAAAUACAAAAAAAAGCAAUUAACUUUUCAAAGUUCUCACUAA
This is a messenger RNA of Anopheles funestus (African malaria mosquito), 7612 nucleotides long. RefSeq names its product furin-like protease 1 (gene Fur1). Gene Ontology annotation, molecular function: serine-type endopeptidase activity. The coding region runs from base 1890 to 6833 and encodes 1647 amino acids. The record is from RefSeq and is a predicted model, not a curated record. Lineage: Eukaryota; Metazoa; Arthropoda; Insecta; Diptera; Culicidae. Gene Ontology annotation, cellular component: Golgi membrane; trans-Golgi network. Gene Ontology annotation, biological process: peptide hormone processing. The transcript has 14 exons.